AUGCGCUUCACCGCAUUGCUCACCGCGGCCGCCGUGCUGCUGUCCAGCGCGGCUGAUGCGCUUCCAUACGACGUGAUCCGCCAGCGGGACCUAACCUUCCCCUAUGGCUCGCAAAAAGUGCGCGGAGUCAAUCUCGGCGGCUGGUUCGUUCUCGAGCCAUGGAUCACGCCCUCCCUCUUCAGCGACGGCAGCGGCGCGGUGGACGAGUACACGCUGUGCCGUUCCUGGGGGAAGACCGCAUGCCGCAGCCGUCUAGAAGCGCACUGGUCCAGCUUCAUCAGCGCGGGUGACCUGCAGCAGAUCGCCGCCGCGGGAAUGAACCACGUGCGCAUCCCGAUAGGCUACUGGGCCGUUGACCCGCUCGAUGGUGACCCCUACGUCCAGGGGCAGAUCGCGCACCUCGAUAAUGCUAUUGCGUGGGCCGGCGCUGCCGGGCUCAAGGUUUGGAUAGAUCUGCAUGGAGCUCCCGGAUCCCAAAAUGGCUUCGACAACUCUGGCCUGCGUGACCAGAUUGGAUGGCAGAGUACCCCCGGCUACGUCCAGCACACCAAGGGCGUCAUCUCCAUGUUAGCGAAAAAGUAUGCGCGGCCGGAGUACAACAACGUAGUGACCGCGAUCGAGCUAUUGAACGAGCCAAUGGGCCCAAGCCUAAACAUGGACCAGAUCCGGCAAUACUGGAUGGACGGCUGGGGGGCCGUUCGGGACUACGGCGACAUCGCGGUCGUGAUCGGCGACGCCUUCAAGAGCCCCACCGAAUGGAACGGCUUCAUGACCACCGGCUGGAGCAAUGUCAUCCUCGAUACACACCAGUACCAGGUCUUCUCCCCGGGGCAGGUCGCAAUGUCAAUCGACGACCAUGUAGCUGCCGCUUGCGGCCUUGGUCGCAUGCUUGAUGGCGUGGAUAAGUGGACAGUAACCGGCGAAUGGUCCGGCGCUUUAACCGACUGCACGAAAUGGCUGAACGGCGUAGGCCGGGGCAUGCGCUACGACGGCACCUUCGCGGGGUCCUUUUUUGUUGGCAGCUGCUCGCGGCGGGUUAGCGGGUCGAUAUCGCAGUUUUCGGCGGCGGAGCGGGCAAACACGCGGCGGUACAUUGAGGCGCAGCUGGACGCCUACGAGCGCGCCGCCGGCUGGUUCUUUUGGACGUGGAAGACCGAGGGCUCACCUGAGUGGGAGAUGAGAGAUUUGUUAAGUAAUGGGGUUUUCCCACAGCCGCUCACGGAGAGGUGGUAUGGGAAUCAGUGUGGUUUCUAG
Tricharina praecox is the source of this 1254-nucleotide messenger RNA. Its product is annotated as glycoside hydrolase superfamily. Gene Ontology annotation, molecular function: glucan exo-1,3-beta-glucosidase activity. The record is from RefSeq and is a predicted model, not a curated record. Gene Ontology annotation, biological process: glucan catabolic process. Lineage: Eukaryota; Fungi; Ascomycota; Pezizomycetes; Pezizales; Pyronemataceae. Bases 1 to 1254 code for a protein of 417 amino acids. The transcript has 6 exons. Gene Ontology annotation, cellular component: cell surface; extracellular region.